Messenger RNA from Pelobates cultripes (western spadefoot toad), 8153 nucleotides. The record is from the annotation of a GenBank genome assembly. NCBI's taxonomy places the organism in Eukaryota, Metazoa, Chordata, Amphibia, Anura, Pelobatidae.
AUGGAGAUCACCAGAAAAGUGGUUUCUGGAUACUCUUUUGGGAAAACCGUGCUGCAUGUGGUGGCUGUUCAAAAAUUGAGAAAAGGAAUAAGCUACUGCCCCAGGAGAUUCCAAGACACAGAUGUACAAAACCUGCUGAAUGAUAUUUUUGUCCAAGGUAAGAUAUAUAGGGUUUAUUAAUUAUCUAGGGUACAGCAUUAUGUUUGCAUGAUACACAAAAUACAAUAGUUAGAGUUAUGUAUACAAUAUAUAGUAGUUCAAGUGCUAGUAAAUAAGUAAAGGAAUCAAACACUCCAUUGGUUUCAACUCCACUCCACUUUUAGGAGUGUCCUAGAAUUGAGAAACACAUACCCCAGGGGAGGACCGGCAGGCGGGUAAUUGUCCUCCAGCUCAAACUGGGGGAUUUAUUUGUAGUUGCUCUUCACACCAAAUGUAGCUUAUCUCCCUAGGCAGUGUCUGUAAACCAUAGCAGACUGUGCAAGACUCCUCCCAUCAGCUCUGGACUUGAAGUUCAGACGCUGAGGUCUUCAGAUGAGAAGCUUGUUAAAACUCAUUGAACUGAUGAAUUAAAACCAGUGAAAAGUGGGACAGAUGGUUGUCUCAACAGGACAGAGCUGAAAAAAAAAAGACAGUUUCACCUAAAUGGGCACAGUUUGGAGGCAUGGUAUAAUGAUUAAAUUAACACUAUAGUGUCAGGAAUACAAACAUAUAUUCUGGACAAUAUAGUCCUGGUAUGUCCUUUUCUCCCAUGUCACGCCUUGCAGUGGCUGGCUCGACUUCCAUGGCUGAGAUCAUCAACCUUAAUGAUCUCAGCCAAUCCAAUGCUUUACCAUCGGAAAUACGCUGAACUGAAUCAAUCAGCAUCUCCUCAUAGAGAUUCAUUGAAUUAAUGCAUAUCUAUGGGGGAAUGUUCAGUGCCUCUUUGCAGAUGUGGAGACGUGGAAGCAACUCUAGCAGCCAUCUGAGUGACUGCUACUAGAGUUGGUACUAGGCACCAAUGUAAACACUGCUUUUUCUCUGAAAUUCAGAGUUUACAUUGAAAAGCCUGCAGGGAGAGGCUAUAAACAACAGAACCACUAAAUUAAGCGGUAGUUGUUCUGGUGACUAUAGUGUCCCUUUAAGCAUUGCACUGCAUAUGCACUGAAGGGAUUAAACAAAUCAAUAUAGAUAAUAUUAAUACUAUAUAUAUAUAUAUAUAUAUAUAUAUAUAUCAUGUUUUUUGUUAUGUCUGUUUCUUUGCUCAAGAAGGAAAAGAAUGGAUGACGGAAUUGCAAAAUGUCCUAAGGUAUAAAGGUAUUACAUGCAAAAAGACAGAGGUUGGAACCACAAACAGGUUGAAUCAGUCGGUGCCUCUCAUUAUAUACCACAGAUAGAGGGACUACACUCAAGCUAAAGUCUGCAUUUAAAUCCACUUGAAGUGCUCAGAUCAAUCUUCCUUUCUUGGUUGCUGCUCAUUAGGCAUCCAGAAUGAAGUUUAAAAUUAUUAUUUUUUUAAAUCUAUAAAUGCACCUGAGAAUAGAAUCAUUAACUUAAUCCAUCAUUUUAGUGUGAAAUGUGAUGUUUAAGCAAAAUAAAUAUUCACAAAAAUCUAAAAUUUAAAUGACAUUCUCUGGUAUGGAGGUUACCCCAGAUGUUAGUGCAUUAGAAAAAUAACUAUAUAUAUAUAUAUAUAAAACAUUGUACACUAUAAAUAAAAGUGAUAAAAUAUAUCCAAAGUCGCCACUGAUGCAGGCAAGCAGCAGCAAUAGACAUCAUUUUUCAUUCACCUAAUGGACACCACAAAUCAGGAGAGUCUCAUAAAUCUGAUCCCAUACAAACAUGUUCAACCCCAGACACAAUUCCACUCAGUAAAUCUGUUGUGUGGGAUUGCUGAAUAAGCUAAUAGAAAGCAUAUCCUGCUGUUAUUAGCCACUGACAAUCCAAUGUAAGGACAUGUUUAUAGCUGACCUGCGUGCUCCAUAAACUAUUCAAUGAGCAUAGGUGGUUAUGGUGUUUAGAGAGUCCCUUUGACUCUUGCUCAAUAUCCUUUACUGUAAAAUGGAUCCCAAAAGUGUCAUACUCUAUGUCAAAUUAUAAAUUAUACAACAUUUGUUAAGUACAUAAGCAUAAAAAGAACUUUUGUUUUUUAGAAGAAGAAAUUUUGACUUCCACAAAAGCAUUUGUUGCACCAAAGUAUAAAUUGCUUGGUACGAAAGAAUGCACUAUGCGAGAUCGUCAGAAUAAGUGCAUGACUUUGCAUCAGAACCCAGAGGGAGCCCAGCUUGUGGCCAUUUACCUAAACGGAGUAAACAUCCAGAGAGAAGGUAAGUCAGUAUUACUAAGUUACUUGGCCUAAAUGUUCUGCUGUUCUAGGGGACAGAUAUUCACAGUAUGUUAAAUCUAAACUGAAUAAUGUAGCCAAAAUAGCUGAUCUGGAAAAAUUCUCCAAUCUGGUUUAGUCACAGUUCGGCUAUUUAAGUCUAAAUUUUCAAUUGAAAUUUCUAGCUUGUUUUCAAUGUUCUUGCUACUUUUUAAUGGACCAACUAUUACUGACUAACAUGCCUGAAGCUACUGUUAGUAGCAGCUCUUUACCAACUGCAAAUUUUUACCAGUAGUGACGGAGAGUUAGUAAUAGCUGCCACUAUUUAAAGCCAGUAAGUGCUGCCAUCAGGGGAAUAUAGCCUACAUGGCUGUACAGGGAUCAGGCCCUAUACCCUCAAUGUGCAUAUUUAUAUAGCGAGUACCGAUAUACAUAUAUAUAUAUAUAUAUAUAUAUGCAACCCUGCAGGCUCCUGCUGUGUAGCAUGGUGAAGAGGGGGCACAGAAAACUCCAAGUUCCACCUCUGGCAGUUUCCAUUGACGAGCUGCAGCUGUCUGAGAGUUCCUGUUGGUUACCUUGGCAAUGCUCCAUGUGAUACAACGCUCAUGAGAGAAGGAGAGGAUUGCCUGCUGGAGGUGGAAAAUGAGACUACUGGACCACGUUCCCUCUAUAAGCAUGCUAUUCCACCUGAAGACCAGGGAGACUAGUAUAAAGUUUAUUCCCCCCUUCCUGCCUCUUAACUGUGGCCAGGAAGGGGGGAAUAAACUUUAUUAUCAAUUUUAAAAAACUGCACACACACCCACAGCCGUUUUGCAACAUCACAAACUAACACACACACGCACUGCAUUCACUACACAAACACUGACUCUGCACCCACUACAUAAAGACAUAUUGAGUACCAAUAAAUUGGGUAAUAGUAACAACCCCUGGAUGUUGGGCAAAGGUAACAUCCCAAGGAUGUACUUGAAAACCAGAGUAAGCUGAAUGUACCUUUCCUGGUUAAAUACUUUGUUAUUAUUGUUAUUAUUAUUACACAAACACUGCAUCCACUACACAAGCACACUGCACAAACACUACACAUACACUGCAUCCAUUACUCAAACACACAAAAUGCAUCCACUACUUAAAAUUACUCACUGCAUCCACUAUACAAACACACACACACUACAUCCACUAAACAAACACACACUAGAUACACUACACAAACUGCAUCAACUACACACACACACUGCAUACAUUACACAAGCACACACUACAUCCACUGCUGAAACACACACAUUGCAUACACUACACAAACACUGACACUGCAUCCAGUACACAAACACUGCGUCUGCUAAACCAACACUGCAUCCACUAUGCAUACUACAUCCACUAUACACACUAUAUCAACUAUGCACAUACACACACUGCUUCCACUACAUAAACACACACUCUGCAUUUACGACACACACACACUAUAUUUACUUUACUCGCACACUCUCUCUGCAUCAACUAUACAAAUACAAGCACUCUGCAUCCACUUUAUACAUACACACUGCAUCCAAUACAAACUGCAUUGACUUUACUUAUCCUUGUGGGUGGACUCAGGGUUGGGCCCUGUUGGUGAACUCAAGGUGGAUCAGGUGGGGCGAAAGGCCUUGUGCUGUGUAAGGAGCUCCAAAAUUUCUGAUGGCAGCUAUGAGGCCAAUCACCAAGCAGCAGCUAAGGACAAUAAUUUUCUACUGGAGCCACUAACCACUACUUAGUAACUGGUUUCUGGUUGGUUUCCAACCUUGGCGAUACUUUUUAACCACUGCCACUAAACAUAAAAAUUUUACUCCAGCCUCUUGCAUGGUGCAAAUAAGUUAAUCACAAUCUUCCUAUACAUCCUAUAUGAAAAAUCCAUGUUAGCUUUUACAUAGAACAACCAUUGGGAUCUGAGGCUCAAGUUGCGGACCAGUCAUGGAGGCAAACAUCUGCAGGUCUUGGAUAUGUCAGGGACCAAUGCUUUCAUUGCUGUUCUAGGAUUUUCGUGGCCCACAACAUCAACAACAGCUCCUCCCAAUGUUCAAACGUACCCCCAGCACGCCGAACUGGGACAUGGAUGAAAUCCAUCAAUUUUUCUCUGCAUGAUGACAAUCUAUUGCUAAAUGGCUAUCUGCUACAGCACUCAUCUGAACAUAUUUUAAGAUGUUAACCUACCUCUAGUUGGCUUUCACUUUUAAGUUACAUUGCUUUUACAUAUUUAUUUUCCCAGAAUGUUGUUGUCAAUAAUUCACCCCAAUGUUCCAUAAAAAUGUAUUCUGCAUAGCACAAAAUCCCAAUACAAUACAUUGUAUAUACCAUCAGGUCUUCUGGUCUGUAUCUUCACAAGCAGACAUCAUUGACAUUCAGUAAAAACAAAAAGUGACAAGGUUGGAAACCAGUUAGUAAUUAAUAGCUGCUACUAGCUAACACUAUUGUUCAUACUGACAUCUUAAAGCAACUUUUUAUUGACAAGAUUGCAAAUGAGACUGUUUGAUAAAAUUCUGCAUUAAGUGGGAAAACACUACCUGUACUGUAUUCUUUUAACAUUAUUAUACUUUUAUAUUCUUAGAAAAGAUAAGCAUGUCUUUCUACACUGCUCGGAAUUUGGAUAUCAGCGAAAAGCGGCCUGUUGCUUUAGGACUAGGGGGGAAGAACCUCUACUUGGCAUGCAGCCUCGAAGAUAGUGAACCUCAACUACAAUUAGAAGUGAGUAAUAAACAUGUGCAUUCGUUUUUAUACGAGUACGAUUUCAUCAGAACAUUCAGGUAAAACGUAAACGAAAGCCCUAUAUAUGAAUUAUAAACUAAACAAAAGGGCAAAUGCAUUACCUUUUUGUUUUGUUUCAUUCGUUUACUAGACUCCGUGCUGCAGAGGAAUUAACCUCCACAGCACGGAGAAAUAACAUUGCGCAUGCGCAGAAAAAAAACCCAAGGAAGGAGCAGUCAGCAGCGCUACCAGCUCCCUCCUUGUAAUAAUAUUAAUUCCUACUCCCCCCAACACCUUAAAACAUAUGGGGGUCACUAUAUAUUAAUCCUCCCGGAUGUCCCAGCUGUUCCCCCAUGGUGAACAACCCAAAUAAACAAAAUGGGGGGGACAUAGUGCCCUCCCCCCACAUCGCCACCCGUGACCCGGGUGGAGGCUAUUAAUAUAAACAAGGGGCGGGUGGGAACCAUAAUAAAAUAAAUAAGGGGGGUCCUAAUUCCCCCCCCCAGAUCCCCACCCAUGAGCCGCGGGUGGGGACUCUAACUAAUUAAAGGGGGGACCUAAUGCUCCCCCCACAGGUUCCCACUCAUGAGCGGCGGAUGGGGACCCUAAAUAAAUAAAUAAUGGGGGGACCUAAUGUGCCCCCCCAGGUCCUCACCCAUGAUCGGCGUGUGGGGACUCUAGUUAAUUAAAGGGGGACCUAAUGUCCCCAUUGGUCCCCAUCCACGAGCGGAGGGUGCGGACCAUAAAUAAAUAAUGGAGUGGACCUAAUGUCCCCCACCAGGUCCCCACCCAUGAGCGGCGGGUGAGGGCACUAAUUAAUUAAGGGGAGGGACCUAAUGUCUCCCCUGGUACCCACCCAUGAGUGGUGGGUGGGGAUCCUAAAUAAAUAAUCGGGGGUCCUAAUGUCCCCCCCCAGGUCCACACCGAUGAGUGGCGGAUGGGGACUACAAAUAAUAAAGUGACUAGGGGUCCCCAGACCCCUAGUCACCCCCCCAAUAAAAAUACCCUACCUACCCCUCACCCUAAUAAUAGUGAGGGGCGGGGCAAUAAACUAACCCUGUAAAAUAAAAUUUUAUACUUACCAUUAGAUGCCUUCUUUCCUCUUUUCUUUUCUUUCUUCAGCCCCAAAAUUGCCAAAUAAAAAUCCUAUUCCACCUGUUAAAAUACCCGUCAGAACAAAAUCCCAACGCCAAAAAAAUAAUCCUUCUUCAUCCAGCGAGGGCACCGCACAGAAUGAGCUUAUAAAGCCUUCCCACGCCCUGCAAUUUGACUUAGAGCACUCUGAUUGGUUGACUCCAAGACAACCAAUCAGAGUGCUUUGACAGAUAAAUGAAGAGACUGACAGGGAGAACUGUGUGAUAUAGGCGCUUAAAUGUAAAUUAAAUAUGAAUGUUGUACCACUUCUACACACUAGUGGGAAUCGCUCUCACCCACCUUAAACAUAAACAACCAAGGAAAGGAUAACCACCAAAAACAGAUCACCUUAAGAGUGGAGCGUAAAGUAAAUCAAUUUAAACACCUACCCUAUAUAGGGGUUGGUAGGUCUUUUCUUUAUCUUAACUCAUUUGUUAUAUCCAAUUCAAAUCAAUUUAUAUCUAAGAAAGACACAUAAAAAGAGUACAAUAGUGUAAAUCCGUAUGGUCUAUUCGUGUUUUUAUGUAAUUAUAUGAAAUGUCCACUCACAUGUGUCAGAGUCCUAAGUAGGAUAGGCUCAGAUCGCUUGCAAUUGUGUGCCGUCUGGUGGCACUUUCCCCUUUAAAUGGACAUUACUUUUUCCUCAGAAAGUGACAUAAACAUAUUACACUAAUUACGUAAAAACACGAAUAGACCAUACGAAUUUACACUAUUGUACUCUUUUUAUGUGUCUUUUUUAUAUAAAAUUGAUUUGAAUUGGAUAUAACAAACAAGUUAAGAUAAAGAAAAGACCUAACAACCCCUAUAUAGGGUAGGUGUUUAAAUUGAUAUACUUUAUGCUCCACUCUUAAGGUGAUCUGCUUUUGGUGGUUAUCCUUUCCUUGUUUGUAUAAUUCUCUACAUUUACCUGUCACAGCACUCUGAUUAGUUGGCUUGGAACCCAACCAAUCAGAAUGCUCUGAGUCAUUUUACACAGCAUGGGAAAGUUAUUUGGAAUUUUCCCAUGCUGUGUAAUUUGACUUAUAACACUCUGAUUGGUUGCUUUCAAUCAACCAAUCAGAGAGUCAUUUUACACAGCGUUCUUUGGAAUUUUCCCAUGCUGUGUAAAAUCACAUGUCAGGAUUGCCACCACAACCACUUACACAUUUAUUGGGCUCCCAGUGCUAGGAUUGCCACCACAACCACUUACACAUCUAUAGAGCUCCCAGUGACGGAAUUGUCACCACAACCACUUACAGAUCUAUUGGGCUCCCAGUGCCAGAAAUUAGCUUAUUGGUCAAGAUUCCUGUCAUCAUUCACAUAAUUUUCCCUCCCUCUCUUUUGUUUUGCCACUUUUCAGAAAUCCGAAGCACUUUGGCAAUUUGGACCAGUGUAAUUCGGUUUGGUUCGGCACUUACAAACUACCGAACUUCAGGACUUUGGACAUUCGUUAGCGUCCGAAUUGCGCCAAAUUCAUCCAAAUGUACAUUCGAAACGAAUUGCACAUGUCUACUGGGGGACAUUAGGUGUCUUACCCAGAACAGGUGUCUAUAGGUAUCUAACCCAGAACAGAUGUCUAUAGGUAUCUGACACAGAACAGAUGUCUAUAAGUGUCUGACCCAGAGCAGGUAUCUAUAGCUGGCUGGCUUGCAUAACACAAUUGACUAUAAUCGUUAUGGUGCACAGACUUUGUUGACAGACAUUUAACAGAGUUAUGUGAUGCCUAAAUUCUGCUGUAUUAUUCAUGAAUGUAUUCACCCAUAAAUCUAAUUAUUUGACACUUUGCUUAAAUUCUACCAUUAUUAUCUCCCUAUCAUUUUCUCAGAGCAUCAACAACAUUAGUGGGGUAAAAGAUGAAGAAUUGCCACGAUUUCUUUUCUUGAAGUCUGAAAAUGUUUCAACAUCCAGCUUUGAGUCUGCAGCUUAUCCCGGCUGGUAUAUCAGCACUUCUCAAGCUGAAAACAGUUUGGUCGGAGUGAAGCCUCAAGUUGAUCAAAAAUAUAUCCGAGAAUUCUUAGUCCUUCCUUAA